Paralichthys olivaceus (Japanese flounder) is the source of this 2851-nucleotide messenger RNA. It is a transcript of the gene ppp1r1b, whose product is annotated as protein phosphatase 1, regulatory (inhibitor) subunit 1B. The record is from RefSeq and is a predicted model, not a curated record. Lineage: Eukaryota; Metazoa; Chordata; Actinopteri; Pleuronectiformes; Paralichthyidae. Gene Ontology annotation, cellular component: cytoplasm. Gene Ontology annotation, biological process: intracellular signal transduction. Gene Ontology annotation, molecular function: protein phosphatase inhibitor activity.
CAGGUUGUGAGGGAGGAGAGAGAGCAGGAGAGGCAACUGCAAGAGAGAGAGAUAGAUAGAAAGAUAGAUAGAGGACAGGUGUUGAAAGAAAAGAGAGGAUCUGCUCACUUUCAUGUGUUCUCCAAGAGAAGAGGAAGGAGUCAGGGUGUGAAGGAGUGAGGUAGGAGAAGAACAAGAAAAAGUUUUCAGGAGUGGGACUACCCAGCAGUGGGAGGUUUCUCCAGAGAGGGUUGUAGUGUGAUCUUCGGCAGCGACCCCUCCUUUCCACUGGGAGUCAGACCCCCAGGGAUCCAGAGCCAUGGACCCGACCGAGAUCGAUGGGGAGAAGAAGGAGAGGAAGACGAUCCACUUUGCUGUGCCAUCCUCUGCGCCCACCAACCUGGACCCUCGGCAAGUGGAGAUGAUCCGGCGCAGGAGGCCCACACCUGCCACGCUGUUUAGAGUAGCCGACCAAUCGUCUCCUGAAGACGAUCAGUCCACUCAUCAGGUAAAGUGGGUUGUAGGAGAGAACGGAGUGCUCAAACCAAAACGAGUAAAUCCAAACGUGUAUCAGCCUCCAUCACUCAAAGCUGUGCAGAAGAUGGCUGAGGCACAAAUGCAGAAACUAGGGGUCUACCCUCCUUUGGAAGACCCUUGUGAAGGGGAGGAGGAUGAGGACCAGUGGGAGGGAGAGGACACGUCUCCCACCAAAGCUGCUGAUCACCAAGAGACGGCGACCACUGAGCAGUCAGACAAGUUCCACAGUGUGAGAGAGACAGCCAAGCAGAUCCAAGCAGCACAGGAGGAGGAAGAAGAUGAAGAGGAGGAGGAGGAGGAGAAGGAGGGAGACCAAACUGAGGCGACAACAGUGGAGAACAGUCGAGGGAGUAACUGAGAGCGAGAAAGAGAAAAAGGAGGGAAGGGGAGAUUUGGGAAGAGAACGAAGUGGUUGUUGUGUGUUUGAAUAUGUGGCGACUGAAAAUUGAGGACGUGGGCAAACAAAGAUUUCUGUAUGUACUCCACCUGAACAGGGUCAGAUGGAUUAAAAGGAGCACAGAGAGAGUGGGUGUCACAUAUGAGCGGGUGAGGAAUGAUCUUCUGACAGAGCAGACCAAGGACGCCUCGUCAGCCCUUUUGUUUAUAAUGAGAGUAGAGGGGCCAAGGUCAGUGAGACUAAACCUUCCCUAGAACCAGACCUGUCUCCUCCCUAACGCCCCGAGCUCGAUCUUAAAAAUAAAUAUAAUAAACAAAGGCUGUCUUGUAUACAACCAAUACAAAAGUUCUUGAAGGUCUUUAAAUGAACUUCCAACUUCCCCACAAGCCCUUUGAUUACAAUGUGCAUGCACUGCCACCCUGUGGUAGAAAGCAGGACUGACAACCUUAAACUGGAGUUCCAACCAAAAACAACCUUCACAAAACUGCUUUAAGUUUGAAUCUUUAGUGUUUUCACCUCGUUUUUGCAAUAAAAUUGUUGAUUUGUCUGAUACACAGGAAAUAACAUAGUAAAUAGUCUAAUUCAGCUAUUUUCUCAUCAAUAUCAUCUUCACUGUUUACUUCUCAAGCUCCUGACAUUAUAUUUUAGAGACACUGAAUCAACAAGGAAUGACAUAUAACAGAUUACAGGCUUUAAUAUUUUGCAGCUGGAAGUUUUAUUCAUUAGAAAAAUAUUUUUUUUUGAGGCCUAAAAAAGUACUAAAGGCCUCCAAACAUUUUUCAUAAUCUAAUCCUCAUUUUUAAUAAUCAUACAUUUCUGUACUUAAAAAAGAAAAUAUUUUACCAAUUUAAAAGUGAUUACUUAAAUUAGUAACACACAAAUGAUUGUAUUCGUGUGACUUGUUAACUUCCCUUUGAACAAACUCAGUUCAUUUGGGUAUUACCAAUUGAAGUUUUCUAUUAUUUUCUGUUUUCAAAAAAAGAAAAUAGAUGAUAUAAAAUAUAAGGGGUGGAGAAUCGCUUUAUAAAUGACCCCAAAAAAUAUGUAUGUCUAUAACUGUAAAAUUAUGAGCAAGGGAAUGAAUGUGUUGCCAUGUCUUAGCACACUUUUCAUUUUGAAGCUAUACUUAGAAUGAACAGGCGAUUUAAAGGGCAAAGCUACCUCCAGUUUGUUAAACAUGUGGUUCCCUGUCGUUACCUCCACGCCUCAACUUAUUGUGAACUGACGCCCUGAUAAUAAUUAUGAAAAAUGUCAUUUGAAAUCCUUUUUUGCAUGUUAACACUUUUCUAUCGUCACCUUGCUCAUGAUUUGGGUCAUGAGUGUGUUGUAAGAGCUAUUUUUCUAAUCUGACAUUGCUCAGCUCUGUCCUGUUUCUGUAGGAGAGCCUCAAACCAGACACUGCACUGUCUGACACUGCACAAACUUUCUGUUUCUCUUUGUACCGCUGACCAACUUGGUCUUUCUCGCUCAUGUUUUGGAGUCAAUGAUAAUCAUAAAUGUUUUUAUUUAGUAUCUGUCUAAUUUAAUUUGAUUUGAUCUGUAGCUAAAAGGCUCCGUAUAUAAGAAGGUUUCCUGUCAUGUCCCAGGAUGAAUAAAUCGUGCUGUUUGUAUCAUCUGGGUGAGUGUUUGUAUAUAAAAAAAAAACUGAGUGACACUUUUUUAACCUCUGACCUGCAAAAACUGUGGGACGAGUGUGUGUGUGUGUGUUUGUGUGCUGAGGCUCUGACGCAGCCGAUGCUGUCCUCCUCCCCCUCCUCUAUCCCCUCCCCCCGGGUCAGAAGGAAACGAUCGUUGAAAGACGUUGUAUGAACUCUUAAUUAUUUUUCUGUCUUUUCUUUUUUCUUUCAUUAUCUCUUUUCUCAAUGUGAUGUGGUUGUUUCAAAGUGAGCAGCAAUAUGAUAUCAAAAAUAAACCCAUUUUUUUCCUUUUCUCCUUUAA